GGAGGAAGGCUGGAGGUCAGUGAUAUGUGAAUGGAAGAUGGAUGUGUGAAGUGUGUGCAGCAGUACAGUGAGCUGAGCAUUACUCUAAACGACUCUUGAACACUUUGGCUGUGGCUUUUCGGCUAGCGACAUGACUGCUUUUGAUUUUUCCGACGUGGAGGCAUUUUUGGAUUGCCAUCCGGAGCUUUUUGAGGAAUAUCUCCUCAGGAAGGGAAAAUGUGACACAUUGAGCAGAUGGCUCAAAGAGCAUCAGCCAUCCAAAACCUCUCCUGUGGAGGAGAAACGCGGGGUCGCGAGGGAUCCGUUCUGGCCCACGAACCCCGAUGGACUGAAGCGCAGAUCGUCCCACAUGGAGCUCCGCAGGAACUUCGCUCGGUCCAAAGCGAUGACGGCGCACCGGACCUACGACGAGCACGUCAGUCUCACGGCUCACGAGUCUCAGUCGAGUAUGCGACGGCGCGCGCUCCUGCGGAAAGCCAGUUCGUUACCGCCGACCACCGCGCACAUCUUGAGCGCGCUGCUCGAGUCCCGGGUGAACGUGCCUCAAUAUGCAUCCAGCGCCAUUGACUUCAAAUACAGACUCAAAGAGUCCAACGAGAGGGAGUUCUUCCUCGAGCUGGUUAAGGACAUUUCUAACGAACUUGACAUGACGAACCUCAGCUACAAGAUUCUUAUCAAUGUGUGCAUCAUGGUAAACGCAGACAGGUGUUCGCUUUUCCUAGUGGAGGGACCGUCUCAUAAGAGGACGCUGGUGUCCAAAUUUUUUGAUGUGCACUCGGGUACGACGGUGCGACCCUCUUCAAGCACUCUGGACUCAAACGAGGUGCAGGUUCCGUGGGGAAAAGGCAUCAUAGGUUAUGUAGCAGAACACGGAGAAACCGUCAACAUCCCGAACGCAUACGAGGACCAUCGGUUCAGUGAUGAAAUUGACAAGCUGACGGGCUAUAAGACUCAGUCCAUUCUGUGCAUGACCAUCCGCAACAGUGACGGUGAAGUCAUCGGUGUAGUGCAGGCCAUCAACAAGAACCCCAGCGGAACUCCAUUCACAGAGGAUGAUGAGAAGGUGCUGCAAAUGUAUCUACCAUUCUGCGGAAUAUCGAUCUCCAACGCCAAACUCUUCUCUGAAUCCCGCAAGGAGUAUGAGAGGAGCAGGGCCCUGCUGGAGGUGGUGAAUGAUCUGUUUGAGGAGCAGACGGACCUAGAGAAGAUCGUGAGAAAGAUCAUGCAGCGUGCGCUGACAUUGCUUCAGUGUGAGCGCUGCUCUGUGCUUCUGCUAGAAGACAUCCAUUCUCCUGUAGUCAAGUUCUCCCAGACGUUUGAGCUCAUGUCUCCACUGUGCACCGUUGAUCAUGAUAUCAGCAUGGAGAAGGUGUCUUGCUCAGACUGGCUGAUCAAUAACAGCAUUGCUGAGUUGGUAGCAUCAACUGGGCUGCCUGUUAACAUCAGUGACGUCUGUCAGGAUCCCCGCUUUGAUGCUGAGGCAGACCAGGCUUCUGGUUUCCAUAUCAGAUCAGUUUUAUGUGUCCCUAUCUGGAAUCGGACACAUCAGAUUAUUGGUGUUGCCCAGAUUCUGAAUCGCUUGGACAGGAAGACAUUUAAUGAUGCAGAUCAAAGAUUAUUUGAGGCAUUUGUUAUUUUCUGUGGUCUGGGUAUUAACAACACAAUGAUGUACAACCAGGUGAAAAAGACUUGGGCCAAGCAGUCUGUGGCUCUAGAUAUGCUGUCCUAUCAUGCUACAUGCUCCAAGGCAGAGGUUGAUCGACUGAAGGCUGCUAAGAUUCCUCUAAGCAGUGAGCUCGGGAUCGAUGAGUUCCACUUUAAUGACUUUUCUCUGGACAACGACGCCAUGAUCACUGCCUCCCUGCGGAUGUUUUUGGAGCUUGGUGUCGUGCAGAAAUUCAAAAUUGAUUAUGAGGUGCUGUGCCGCUGGCUGCUUACCGUGAGGAAGAACUACCGCACCGUAGCCUAUCACAACUGGAGGCAUGCCUUCAACGUCUCACAGUGCAUGUUUGUUAUGAUCACCACUGCUGGGUUCCAGGAGGUGCUGACAGAUACAGAGACUCUCGCUCUUAUGGUUGGGUGUUUCUGCCAUGACCUGGACCAUCGGGGCACAAAUAACGCCUUUCAGGCAAAGUCUGGGUCAGCACUAGCGCUGCUGUACGGAACAUCUGCUACACUAGAACAUCACCAUUUCAACCACGCUGUCAUGAUCCUGCAGAGUGAGGGUCACAACAUUUUUGCUAAUCUGUCCUCCAAAGAGUACAGCAACAUGAUGCAGCUACUGAAACAGGCCAUUCUGUCCACAGAUCUCACUCUGUAUUUCAAAAGAAGAACCCAGUUCUUUGAGUGUGUUCUGUCGGGGCAGUUCAGUUGGAGUAAUGAAGAACAUAGAGACAUGUUCAGAUCUAUGCUGAUGACUGCGUGUGACUUGGGUGCAGUGACCCGGCCAUGGGAAAUCUCAAAACAGGUGGCCGAAUUGGUGACCAGUGAAUUCUUUGAACAAGGUGACAGGGAGAGAUCAGAGCUGAAACUGACACCAGCUGCAAUUUUUGAUCGCAAUCGUAAAGAUGAGCUUCCUGUGCUUCAGCUGGAAUGGAUUGAUGGAAUUUGUAAGCCAUUAUAUGAGGCUCUUGUGAAGUUGAAUAGGAAGCUUCAGCCAAUGGUAGAUGGAACUGAUGCCAACCGAAAGAAGUGGGAGGAGCUUUGUCUCUCCUAUCAGCAAACACGGAGAGCCUCUGAGUGUAUCUCCAGUCUGGAGCCAGGAGAGACAGAAUCCUCUCAGAGUUCAGACUCCACCCAUGAGCCAGAAUCAAGUCAGAGUGAGGCAACCAAUCAGAGUGAAGACUCAACCCACUGUGUGGAGCCAAAUCAAGCCACAGUAGCCAAUUACAAAUAAGAAUCGUGAUGUGACGAUUAAAGGACGGCCCACUGAGUCAAGGGUUCCCAAACUAUUUUGUCUGCCGAACCUCUUAUACGCUGAGAUUUUAAGUUAAUAUUUUAAUAAUUUAACAACAGAUCUGCAUAUUCACAAUUAUCUGAUGAUGGUUAAUGGUCAAAUAGCUUUAACAAAACAGAUCAAAUAUUUUAUCUUUUUUUUUUAAUUAUUAUUAUUUAUAUACUGCAUAUAUUUUUUUAUAUACUUUUGGACAUUCAUAAUAUACUCCAUUAUUUUGUCAUAUAUGGCGAUUUUAUGAGUGAUAUGACAUUUCAUUUCAUUAGAAUAAUUUUAUAUUCCAGCUGGUGAAAGGUACUAAGACCUUGUACAAGGUCUUUAUUAUUACUAUUAUUAUUAUUUUCAUUACUUUUUAACACACAUUGUAAAAAUUAAGUAAUUAAUAAUUGAUCAUUAUAAAAAUUUCUUUUUUUUACACUGACUUAAUCAUUUUACACAUCUUAAUUAAAUUGCAGCCUUGAAUGUGAUAAUAACACUAAGCCAUAUCAUGAUUUCUGUUUAAUUUUGAUGAAGUAUGCAACCCGAUUUAUUUAUUUUAGUUUUAGAUUUAAUUUCAUUAAUUAUUACUUUUUCAUCAACUCAUGAAGCCCCUGCAGUUCCCUCAUGAACCCCCAGGGGUUUGCGAACCCACAUUUGAGAAACCCCGCACUGAGUAAUGAGGUAUGUGACAACUUUGCUAUGUUUAUAUAUGAAAAAAACACAUUAUUAACCAACCUUUUUUUAUGUGGGCUGCUUUGAGAUUGACAGUAUUUCUAUUGAAAUACUUCAGGCAUUAACAGCACAAUUUAAAAACAUUAUAAAAUCUCUGUUUUUAAAAAGGAAAUGUUUAUUAAGAACCCAUAUUUUUGAGAUUUUAUCUCAGAAAAAUAUAUAUAAUAUAUAAUGGCAUAUGUGACAAAACUGUGAAUACGUGCAGGAAAUUCAAGUGCACAAAAACUGAAUGUGAGAAUUAGAAGUGUUUCAAAUGCUCAGAUGUUGUUCAGUGCUACUGAGUCUGUGCUGCUAUAUUGCAAGUUACAAAUUUGCUUUCACAAAGCCUGGCAUUAAUAAAUAUAAAACUGAGUUGCUGAUAGGAUUCCUAUGCUUGAGAUGCAGAAACUGAGCAUUGAUUUGAUGAAUGUAUAAAUUAAUAUCACUGUGAUCUUUUGCUGUUGUUUCUUUAGACUUGCAUGGAAGCAACACUGAACAUUGUACAUACAGUACGCAUUGUUUAAUGUUUGUGUAUGCAUCCUAAGUCCCAUGUGCCUGUCAGUCUGGUCCUCGUAAAACAGUAUAGGCUACAUUACUGCAACAUUCACUGGAAAAAUACAGUAAAUGUAGAUUUAUUGCACAAGAUCGCAUAUCAGUUGUUCAGCAAACAGAAGAUUAUCCAGAAUGAAUGUGAAGUCAUCUGUCUUAAACCAGCUAUUUGGGAUACGUCCUUGAUAGUCGAUUCCAAGAUGAACCAAAGUCAGUUAUCACAAUGCUAAAAACCUGAAUUUGUUGCAUGCAAAACUGAAACCUGUUGUUGGCAUGUGAGUUACAGUGUUUAAUUUUGUUACAUGUUACAAUUUACAAUAUGAAAUUUAUUGUAUUUUUUGAAUGCAUUACAAAUGCCAUGAAAUGCAUGCUGCAGUGCUUUGACUAAAGCAGCUUUAAAUGGGAGUUGUAGUCGGGUUGCGCUGCAGUCGUGAUUCUAUUGUUUUUUAUUUAUUUAUUCUUAUUUUUUAUGUGCACACAGUUAGAUUAUGCUCUUUCAGUUCAAUCUGUCUGCCUUAUUCAGAUGAAAUGUAAUUAUUUUUGCAUUUAUUAUGGAUUGACAUUUUAAAAAAGAAAUGAAAAGGAAAAAAUUUAUAUUCAUACACUAAAAAAGAAGGUCAGAAAUAGCUUUAUAUUUUAUUAGCUAACAUAAAAUGUUCAUGUUUGUUUCCGACCUAAAGGAUAAAAAAAAAAAAAAUAAUAAUAAUAAUAAAAAAGGUAAUUGCGACUUUUUCUUUCACAAUAUUGACUUUUUUCCCCGAAAUUCUAAUUUAUAUAUCAAAAAAAUCACGAAAAUCAAAACUGCAAUCAUAUACACAGAAAUAUAUAUUCUGAGAAAAAAGGUAAGAAUUGUGAGAUAUAAACUUGCAAUUGUGUGGGGGAAAAAGUUGUAAUCGUAAGAUAAAAAGUAGCAAAUAUUUUUUUUAUUCCAAAAAAAACAAAAAAACAGAAUUGUGAGAUAAAAACCCAGACUUGCGAGAAGUCAGAAUUCUGCAUUUAUAUACAGUAUUUUGCAAUUCUGAAUUUACAUCUUGUAAUUCUGCUUUUUGUUUACACCACAGAAUACAAAGUAAACUGACUUUUUAUUUUUUUCUCAGAACUGCGAGAAAAGUCAGAAUUAAGCAGUAUAAAUUCAAAGUUACCUUUUUUUCUUAUUUAUUUAUUUAUUUAUUUAUUCUGUGGUGACAAAACAGGCUUCCAUAUAUAUCAUACUUGGUGCCUCAGUGUGUCUCUUUUAGAGAGAUUCUCAUCCUGUAUUUCAGUGGAUCAUCCAUCAAAUGCCACAUGAAUGACUAUGAUAUACUGUGCAGUUUGUAAGAGGUACACAGGGUCUUUUCUUGCCAGACUGAUUGCUGGUCAUUUUCCUCAGGCUGUUUUGUAAAUAAAGAACACUGUGAUGCAAGCGA
Molecule: messenger RNA, 5598 nt
Organism: Cyprinus carpio (common carp)
Lineage: Eukaryota; Metazoa; Chordata; Actinopteri; Cypriniformes; Cyprinidae
Product: dual 3',5'-cyclic-AMP and -GMP phosphodiesterase 11A-like
Exons: 20
Coding region: 131-2896 (921 amino acids)
Biological process (GO): signal transduction
Molecular function (GO): protein binding; 3',5'-cyclic-nucleotide phosphodiesterase activity
Source: RefSeq, a predicted model, not a curated record